This is a messenger RNA of Symbiodinium necroappetens, 1141 nucleotides long. Lineage: Eukaryota; Dinophyceae; Suessiales; Symbiodiniaceae. The record is from the annotation of a GenBank genome assembly.
GGCCCAUGAGCCCGACGUGAUCUUGAUUCAGGAGAACGCCAAUGUGUCGCGGAACGAGUUUGGACACGAAGCCUUGCCACAAAUGCUCAGAUCACUGCAAGAGCAGGACUACUCCAUCCUUCAGGAGGGCGAGUUUGUGACCGUCGUGUGGGAUCGCAGCAGGGAAGCAUUUCCCAUAGCUCUUCCGCGUCUUUCGCGAAUGAAGGGCAAAGUUCACGCUGUACGGGUUCCGGCGCUGAAUGCCGUGAUCCUAAACGUGCACCUCACGUUCGAUGGCUAUGGCACAAAGGAGUCGAAGCAAACGAGGAAGGACUUGGAAGCCAUUGUCGCGAUCUGCAAGGAGCAGUACCGUGGCACAUCGAUUAUCCUGGCUGGCGAUACAAACCGAGUACCUCAGGAGGAUCGGCUGGACGGAGCUGCGGAGGUCAUCGAGCAGCUCAUUGACGGCCUUGGCAUCCUCUACAUGCCGCCGGGUCCGACGAAUGUCCGCUACAACUGCGACAAGGACACGACGGAGUACACGUAUGCGGAUUUUGUCGCUGACCUCACCGUUCGGCAGAUUGCAAUGCAAGAGGUCGUGAAGGUGCAGGAUGCUGCAUCCUUGGUUCAUAGCUACGUCUUGGUUACAUGUUAUCCUGUUAUCCCUCUUUGCCAGCUGACGCUGGCUGCAGCUCCAUGCCCUCCGAUGUCCGCCCCAGCUGGGCCCCACUUCCCCGUGGACCCGGUCCUCAAAGUCGGGAUCCCUGCAAUCACCUCAGCUCUGCCCAACACCGGUACUGGCUUACCGACCUGUCUUAGCUGCAGCGACGUCGGCAGCUGGGCCUUGGGCAUCUGGUGCCCUGCCGGCCCAGAUACCUCAGCUCAGGGCUCUGCUCCAAACCUUGGAGUGAGGGCGCGUCUUUGGCGCAGUGAUGUUGCAAUCGUUCAGCUUCUUUCUCCUCGACUUCUCACCUUGGCAGUUGCUGCGCCGAUGUCUCCUGUGCCAGAGGACUACAGCGUCGUGGCAGUAGACAGUACACCGGACGGAGAGGCAGAAGGACCUCGUUUGCUGGAUGCACCAAAGCCUGAGGUCCAAGCCGGGUCCUUUCGCGACUUCUGUGGGGAUCACGGGGUGGAUUUGGUGAUUUCCGGCUUGAGGAAG